This is a messenger RNA of Didymodactylos carnosus, 207 nucleotides long. NCBI's taxonomy places the organism in Eukaryota, Metazoa, Rotifera, Eurotatoria, Philodinida, Philodinidae. The record is from the annotation of a GenBank genome assembly.
CGGAUUGAAGAACGUACUUUGACAAACAAUGAUAAUAUUUGUAUUAAUAAUUAUCUUGAUCAUGAACUAAGACCAUUAGAUCCUCAUGUGAUUGUGGCAAACGCUAGAAAAGCAUUGGGUGAACAAGGAUACAAUUUGUUAUCAAAAAAUUGUGAACAUUUUACAACUGAAUGUAAGUUUGCUUGUUCAAACGACCCCGCCGGAUAA